Nematocida homosporus is the source of this 903-nucleotide messenger RNA. Its product is annotated as G2/mitotic-specific cyclin 2. NCBI's taxonomy places the organism in Eukaryota, Fungi, Microsporidia. Gene Ontology annotation, molecular function: cyclin-dependent protein serine/threonine kinase regulator activity. The transcript has a single exon. The record is from RefSeq and is a predicted model, not a curated record. Gene Ontology annotation, biological process: G2/M transition of mitotic cell cycle; regulation of cyclin-dependent protein serine/threonine kinase activity. The coding region runs from base 1 to 903 and encodes 300 amino acids. Gene Ontology annotation, cellular component: cytoplasm; cyclin-dependent protein kinase holoenzyme complex; centrosome.
AUGAAAGUAACUAAUGAAAAUGUGAUUUUGAUAGGCAAUAGAGAUAAGCGAGGAGUAAGAAGACCUUUUGCCGAGGUAAGGAAUAGGCGGAGGAGUUCUCCCAUCAGUAAAGUUGAAGGUAAGUACCUUUUAAAUGAGCAAAUACCAUCAGAAUAUGUAGUAAGUAUUUUGGCGCGCUAUCAAUUGGAAGAGAGAAUGUUUAUGGCUGUACCUGAGUAUAUGUCUUUUCAGGAUGAGUUACGUUGGGCUAUGCGGACUGUUUUAGUGGACUGGAUUAUUGAUGUUCAUUCUAAGUUAAACUUACUUCCUGAGACACUUUAUUUAGCAGUAAAUUUGAUAGAUAGGUUCUUAUCAGUACGAGUGGUUAGUAUAGGUAAAUUACAAUUAGUUGGUGUAUCUGGUUUAUUGGUUGCUUCUAAGUUUCAGGAGGUGGCUUCGCCAUCGGUGCAAACCUUUGUGGGGUUGACCGAUCGGAGUUUUACGGAGGAGGAGAUUUUAAGGGCGGAGAAGUACUUGUUGCACUGUUUGGAGUAUCGGAUGGGGUAUCCCUCACCAUUGAACUGGCUAAGACGAGCGGCUGGUGCGGAGGAGGAGGUGGAAAGGUUGGGGGUGGUUGUUCUGGACUUGGUGAUUUUGGAUGAGCACUUCUUGCGGUACCCGCCUUCUUUAUUAGGAAGUUGUGCGGCGUAUGUGGCCCGGGCGUUGUUAGAAGUUGGGGAGUGGGAAGUCUUUCAUCACUUUUGUGUGUACACUAUAGAGGAAAUGGCAGAGUGUUUGCGGGCGCUUAAAAGUGCUUUAGGGCGGCCGAUUGUGCACGAGUCGGUGUUUAAGAAGCAUGGGACGGGGUUUACUAAGCACUUAGAGAAGGUGAGCUUAAUUGGUCCAGAAGUUGGGCGGCAAUAA